Messenger RNA from Penicillium oxalicum, 1935 nucleotides. Its product is annotated as calponin homology domain protein. The transcript has 2 exons. Lineage: Eukaryota; Fungi; Ascomycota; Eurotiomycetes; Eurotiales; Aspergillaceae. Gene Ontology annotation, molecular function: protein binding. The coding region runs from base 1 to 1935 and encodes 644 amino acids. The record is from RefSeq and is a predicted model, not a curated record.
AUGGCCUCUGUCACUUCUCUUGACAAGGACCUGCGCAAUUUGCGACUGUCGCGCUAUACGCCGCAGGCAGCCGCCGAGGUCCGCGACUGGAUUGAAGAAGUGCUCCAGGAGAGGCUGCCGUCGGGUGAUUUGCUCGAUACCUUGAAAGAUGGUGUAGCUCUCUGCAAGCUCGUCAAUAUGGCCGUCUCGCCCGGUGUGAAGUACAAGUCAUCCUCUAUGCCCUUUGUGCAGAUGGAGAAUAUCUCUCAUUUCCUGCGAGCAUGCCAGAUGGCUCCCUUGAGUCUCCCCCCACACGACGUCUUCCUCACCGUCGAUCUCUACGAAUCUAAAGAUCCCGCUCAAGUGCUCCAGUGCCUAGCAGCCUUUAGCCGUCGCGCAAAUGCCCUCGCCCCUCACAAAUUCCCCCGGACCGUUGGGCCACAGAGCAAACGUGGCCUAAUCAGCCCCAACGCUACUGGCGCAUCGUCUUCCAGCGCCUACACUCGCAAUGGUCGCGCAUCAAGUAAUGCCAGUGAUGGGAAUCCUUACACAGCAAGCCCCUCACGAGGAGGAACCUCUCUCAGCUCCUGGAGUAAGCGGGAUGAUGAAAAAUCCACUGCGCCCGCAUGGAACAUUCAUCAAUACGGGUACAUGGGCGGGGCGAGUCAAGGCAAUCAGGGUGUUGCCUUUGGUGCGCGACGACAAAUCACAACUCCAGCGCCGGCUGUACCAAGCCUGGCUGAGAAGGAGAAGCGCAGAAAGGAGGAAGAAGAGAGGAUGCGCCUGGAGCAGGCUGAAAGAGAGGAGGCGGAUCGCCGACGCCAACGAGAACAAGAGGAGGAAGAGGCCCGGGCUCGCGCAGAAGAGGCACGCCGCUGGGAGGCGGAAACGGCGCGGCUGAGAGAAAAGGAACGUCAGGAGAUGGAAAAGGAGAAGAGGCGAUGGGACGAGGAGCAACGGCAAUGGGAAGAGGAGGAGCAGCGCCGUCUGGCCGAAGAGAGAGCGGCGGAGGAGCGUCUCGAGCAGGAGCGGCAACGCCGACGCAGCGCCAAUGAUGCUCGCCUGAAUGGCCAAUUCCUGAGCCAAUACCAGACCAGCCAAUCUCACGGAGACAGCACACGCAGUGGGGCUGCAAGCCCCGAGGAGACUCCUGAGAGUCGACGCAUCAAGGAGCUCGAGCGCGAGCUGGCACUGGCCAAAGAGCGAGAGCAGCAGUACCAGAGUGGGCGACAGGGCUCGCAAUCUCCCAACAAGGCUGAGACACAACAGCCCGCUCAAGCUCGACAACGGCCAGUCCCCGUCCCGCCCAAGCCGUCCUAUACCCUGUCCUCGUUGGAGCAAGAACGACGCAUGCUCCGUGGAGAAUGGCAGAAGAGCCAGGAUCUCUCAAGUACAACCGAAAGUUCAGAUCGUCGAGGAGAAGCGCAGGCGCCAUCCAAACCCCGUCCCUUACCCGACCCUACUGCUUCUUCCAAGCCUGCAACGCCUCCUCGAGAUCUUCCCACGACUCCCCGUCCUUUGCCGGACCCGGCGUCGUAUGCGGCCAAUCGUGCCCACGACAAUCGGGUUGACCGAUUCCUCUCGUCGAACCCGGCCCCCCAAGCCGCUGCACCCGCGACGCACCGGCCACAGGAUUAUAGCACAACCUCUGAAGUCGACGCAGAGAACAAACGCCGCUUGGAAUCUCAGCAGAAGACUCGCGCCGGGGGCUGGGCGUCCAAGUCACUCUUGGAACGGGAGAUGGAGCGGGAGCGGGAGCGCCAGCGCGAAUGGGAAGAGAAUCAGAAACAAACCCAAGCAGCCGCACGAGAUCCCUCCAUGGGAUCCGGGCCGGGUCAGAGCUGGGAUGUUCAUCAGUAUGGCUAUAUGGGUGGAGAUAACCAGAACCGUGGUGGUACAGGGUUAGGAAUCGGUGGCGCCAGGCGUCAGAUCAUCGGUCCUCGUCCGCCACCAUAG